Molecule: messenger RNA, 3030 nt
Organism: Thelazia callipaeda (thelaziosis nematode)
Lineage: Eukaryota; Metazoa; Nematoda; Chromadorea; Rhabditida; Thelaziidae
Source: the annotation of a GenBank genome assembly
AUGUCAGUGUCUGCGGCUUCAACUUCAAAUGCGAACAGCAGUAGUAACGAGCCAGUAACAACUAGUAACAAUGCACCAGCUGCUGCUCAAGAAAAUCCAUCAGCAUCUGAUGAAAAGGUGUCUCAAACAGAUUUAAUUGAUAAUCAGACUGGUGUAUCUCAGAAUGGCACGGAAGCUCUGUCAGAACAACAGGUUGAGGAUCUUGAUAAUGAUGACAGUGGUGCAGCAGAUGGUACGACAUCAGCUAACAGCUGGGAAUCUCCCCGUCAGGAAUUGCAGGAAGCCAUCAACGGUGUAGUUCAGCCUCGUGUGAUUCCACCACCAGGUAAACCCACACGAUAUACGAAUCAGUUGGAUUUUAUGCUAAAAGAAGUUUUAAAACCGGCAAUGAGGCACAAACAUGCUUGGCCAUUCAUGAAACCUGUAGAUGCUGUGCGAUUAGGCCUACCGGACUAUCAUAAAGUGAUCAAGCGACCUAUGGACAUGAAUACCAUUGAAAAACGCCUGCGCAAUUGUUAUUAUUAUUCGGCAAAAGACUGCAUGCAAGUAAGCUUGUGUCAUUUAAUUUUAAGCAGUGUGUGUAUUUUAAGCCUUACGAAUUUUCCUAAAUAUCUAAGCGCGGUUCUCUUUGUUCAGGACAUAAUGACAAUGUUCAACAAUUGCUACACGUACAACCCUCCUGAGUAUGGGGUUUAUAUGAUGGCGAAGAAUCUGGAACAGUAUAUUCUCACCAGACUCGCAACGAUGCCCCCUGAAGAUUUUGAGUCCAUUUUUUCCAACUGCUACAAAUUCAACCAAAAUGAAGACGAUGUGUCACUUAUGUGCAAGAAUGUGGAAAAUUUGUACAGGGAAAAAAUGAAACUUCUUCCGUCACAGGAAGUGGAAAUUCCGCGUCCAACGACUAAACGGGCUGCAGGCAAGUCGAAAAAGUCUGUUGGUCGUAUUCCAGUUAUAAAAGGAGGUAGCCGUGAAUCAUCUGUUUCCGUCCAGCGUGGAGCAGCAGACAGCUCGUCAAUUUUAGAUGCUUCUGCAGAUGGAAGUAUUCAUACAUCCGCUACAGCUUCUGUUGAUGAUGUUCAUCCAACUUCGUCUCAAGCACCUGUACAGCCUGUUCUUCCAUCAAAGGUUCAGAAAGGUGUUAAAAGGAAAGCUGAUACUACAACAUCAUUUGGUGAUGACGUAGUGAGCGCAAAAGUUGCAACACGUCGUGAGUCCGGUCGACCUCCGAAGAAACCUAACUAUUUUGUUGACUAUAACCAGUUGAAACCACGUUUUAAAGGAAAGCAGACAGAACAGAUGAAAUUUUGUCAACGGCUUAUAAACGAACUAUUUACAAAGAAAUGCAAGUCCUUCACUUGGCCAUUUCUCGAGCCCGUUGACGUUGAAGGUCUAAAGUUGGAUGAUUAUUAUGAAAUAAUUAAGAAUCCGAUGGACUUGGGAACAAUUAAGAGGAAGUUGGAUGCGAAGCAGUAUGCCACGCCGGAUGAAUUACGAGCAGACGUCAUGUUGGUAUGUGAAAAUUGUUACAAGUACAAUCCAUCAACUGAUCCUAUCCAUCAGCAUGGAAGAGCUCUGCAGAAAUAUUUCGAGGAUAAGUGGCAUCAGAUGCCUGAGGAACUUGCUCUAGUUGAAGAAGGAACAGCAGCGGUAUUUUCGGCAUCAACUGCAGUAGCAUCAGCUGCAGCACCUAUGAGUCAAAUCACACCACCGACUACGGCUGCUUCACUAACAAUUAAGGAUGAUUCAGUCAUAUCGGGUCUUCCUUUAGUCCCACUUGAUGUUUCCUCUGGUGUUAUUGAUAGUGAUGAACACAUUGAUCUCAUUCUUCUUGCUUUGCAAUCAGAAACUGCCAAAUGUCAAGAAAAAAUAUCAGAGCUGCAAAGACAUUCUCAGGAAAUUCUGUCUCUAAGAUUGAAGCGAAGAGAGGCUCAGGCAAAUCAUUUACCAGUGCCUGUACUUUCUGCGGCCACUGUUGGUACCUUACAGUCUUUGGUUUCCACGCAGUUCUCUUUCUUUACGUCAAGUCCACCUACAUUUAUGAAGCCAUCAGGGGGAUACCCUACGAGCAGCGGAUCCACUUCAUUACGUAAAAAGCCCGGUCGUCCGGCAAAAGUUUACCAGCAGCAGCAGCAGCAGCAGCAAAUAACAACAUUUUCGAACGUACCGCGUGCUAGUGCUGUUACUGUUGAAACUUCUCUUGAAGACCAGGAACUAAAGAAUGAAUUAGUCUCACCUUUGAACAAAGCCCAUCAAAGACAAGUCCAAAAUCCAGUACUUGUUGCUACCACCACUGCUGGUCUGCGUGAACCUCCAGCUGUCUCACCUCAAGGAGCAUCUCAGAAGUCUUCAGAACCGAUUGCCCAGGCUUCAGUUACUCGCAAACGUGGUCGACAACCAGGUUCUAAAAACAAGCCAAAAAUUGAUGUCUCUCAACCAGUUGUACAAGUAGCAGAUGCUCCACCGCGUCAAUCUGGAAUGAAAUAUGCUCGUGAAGAAUAUGAUUUCGAUUCAGAAGAUGAACGCACUGCAGAGCCAAUGAGUUAUGAUGAAAAAAGACAACUUUCACUGGACAUCAAUAAACUGCCUGGUGAUAAGCUCAGCAGUGUUGUUAGUAUUAUUGAAUCGAGAGAACAGCUUCCUGGAUUCAAUCCUGAAGAAAUUGAAAUCGAUUUUGAAACCCUCAAAGCAACAACACUGCGAGAAUUAGAAGCAUUUGUUGCUGCUUGUUUGAAAAAGAAACCGAGAAAGCCAUACACACCGAAAUCGCAAAAAGAAGUGGAAAUCAAAAAGAGAGAACUAGAAGAAAAAAUUAAAGGUUUAGGAGGAGUAAUAACCUCUUCUCCCGUAAUCAACAUAUCGUACAAAUUUUCUCAAGAUUUGUUUUCAGCAGCAAAUGGAGCACGGGCAAGACCUAAAACGACGGGUAAUGAGGAUGAUGCUUCGUCUUCAGAAUCCACUACCACCGAAGAUGAUGAUGACACAACAUCUGGAUCGUCAUCUUCGGAUUCUACGGAUAGUGAAUCAGGUUAG